Molecule: messenger RNA, 1965 nt
Organism: Chrysochloris asiatica (Cape golden mole)
Lineage: Eukaryota; Metazoa; Chordata; Mammalia; Afrosoricida; Chrysochloridae
Gene: EPN3
Product: epsin 3
Exons: 9
Coding region: 1-1965 (654 amino acids)
Biological process (GO): endocytosis
Cellular component (GO): plasma membrane; clathrin vesicle coat; endosome
Molecular function (GO): phospholipid binding; clathrin binding
Source: RefSeq, a predicted model, not a curated record
AUGACGACCUCAGCACUGCGGCGCCAGGUGAAGAACAUCGUGCACAAUUACUCCGAGGCGGAGAUCAAGGUACGAGAAGCCACCAGCAAUGACCCCUGGGGACCGCCCAGUUCCCUCAUGUCAGAGAUCGCAGACCUGACCUUUAACACGGUGGCCUUUGCCGAGGUCAUGGGCAUGCUGUGGCGGCGGCUCAAUGACAGUGGCAAGAACUGGCGGCACGUGUACAAGGCACUGACGCUGCUGGACUACCUGCUGAAGACGGGCUCGGAGCGCGUGGCCCACCAGUGCCGCGAGAACCUCUACACCAUCCAGACACUCAAGGACUUCCAGUACAUAGACCGGGAUGGCAAGGACCAGGGGGUAAAUGUGCGCGAGAAGGUCAAGCAGGUCAUGGCUCUGCUCAAGGACGAGGAACGCUUGCGGCAGGAGCGCACGCACGCCCUCAAGACCAAGGAGCGCAUGGCGCUGGAGGGCGUCGGCAUCGGCAGUGGGCAGCCGGGCUUCAGUCGUCGGCACUGCGAUGACUAUGGCCGUUCCCGUGGGUCCCCAUCCUCCUACAACUCUUCCUCCUCAUCCCCCCGUUACGCCUCAGACCUGGAGCAGGCCCGACCCCAGACAUCAGGCGAAGAGGAGCUGCAGCUGCAGCUGGCCCUGGCCAUGAGCCGUGAGGAAGCUGAGAAGCCGGUACCCCCGGCCUCCCACAGGGAUGAGGACCUGCAGCUGCAGCUGGCUCUGCGUCUGAGCCAGCAAGAGCAUGAGAAGGAGGUGAAGUCCUGGAGGGGAGAUGACUCCCCCAUGGCCAACAGUGCUGGGGCUGCAGCCCGCCGAUGGCGGGAUCGGGAUCGGGAUCGAGAUCGAGAGCCCCAGAGAGAAGAGAAAAAGGAGACGCUGAAAACCAGCCAGUCCUCCUUCCUGGACUUGGCUGACAUCUUCGCAUCUGCCCCGGCCCCACCCUCCACACACUGUUCUGCUGACCCAUGGGACAUCCCAGGUCUCAGGCCAAGUACAGAGUCUGGAGGCUCUUCCUGGGGGCCUUCUGCAGACCCCUGGUCUCCAGUCCCCUCAGGAAAUGCCCUUUCCCGAAGCCAACCCUGGGACUUGCCCCCUACACUUUCCUCCUCUGAGCCCUGGGGCCGGACCCCAGUGCUGCCUGCUGGACUCCCCACCACAGACCCCUGGACACUGACCUCCCCCCACCACAAACUGCCCAGCACUGGAGCCGACCCUUGGGGGGCCCCUGUGGAGACUUCCAACACACCUGGUGGUACCUCAACCUUCGACCCAUUUGCCAAACCUCCAGAAUCCAGAGAGACCAAGGAGAUGCUGGAGGGUGCCCAGGCCCUGACCUCUGGGAAGCCCAGCAGUCCUGUGGAGGCACUGAAAUCCCAGGGAGUGGAACUGGACCUCUUUGGAGACCCAAUCCCCAGCUCCAAGCAAAAUGGCACGAAGGAGCCAGAUGCCUUUGACCUGGAUGUGCUGGAAGAAGCGCUAACCCAGUCUAGUACCGAGACCCGAGCCUGCAGGACUCCUGAGUCCUUCCUGGGCCCCUCAGCCUCUUCCUUGGUCAACCUUGACUCGUUGGUCAAGGUACCCCAAGCCUCAAGAACCCGAAACCCCUUCAUGACAGGUCUCAGUGCUCCAUCCCCUACCAACCCUUUUGGCGGGAGCGAGCCUUGCAGGCCUACCCUGAACCAGAUGCGCACCGGGUCGCCAGCGCUGGGCCUGGCGGUGGGCGGGCCCAUCGGGGCUCCCCUGGGCUCUAUGACCUACAGCGCCUCCAUGCCCCUCCCGCUCAGCAGCGUGCCUGCCAGCGUGACCCUCCCGGCCUCGGUCAGCGUCUUCCCGCAGGCUGGCACCUUUCCGCCGCAGCUCACUAGUCUGCCGCAACCGCUGCUGCCCACGUCAGGCUCUACCGGGCAGCCGAACCCGCCCCAGCCAACAACAGGCUGCAACCCCUUCCUCUGA